Messenger RNA from Exophiala xenobiotica, 2684 nucleotides. RefSeq lists its product as uncharacterized. Lineage: Eukaryota; Fungi; Ascomycota; Eurotiomycetes; Chaetothyriales; Herpotrichiellaceae. Gene Ontology annotation, molecular function: RNA helicase activity; hydrolase activity, acting on acid anhydrides; ATP binding. The transcript is spliced from 2 exons. Gene Ontology annotation, cellular component: mitochondrial degradosome. The coding region runs from base 170 to 2467 and encodes 765 amino acids. The record is from RefSeq and is a predicted model, not a curated record. Gene Ontology annotation, biological process: mitochondrial RNA 3'-end processing; RNA catabolic process.
GCCUGCACCUUUGGUUUCCGACAGACUUCCCCCAUCACCCAUCGAGGGCCGCAUUGCCUAGAUGUGACACGACCAUACUUCGUCAAAGUCCCUCUCCUUCGCUUCGGCUCCCUACCUCCUUUCCCCGGGCGAUCUUUACAAACCAAGUCCGCUCGCAGUCCACGGGGCAAUGCUCGCCCCUUCGACCCAGCGAGGGCAAUGCCUGUUCUGUUCCUUUCGAGCCUUGGUCGCGCGGACACCCAAGCAUAUUUACAAUGUGCAAAGAAGUUUCAUUACCAGCACCCCACGGGCUCGUGAGGUCAAGAGGACCAAACCCUCACCAAGUGCAUCCGGAGCAGCGGUACGACUACGGCGGCAUGGACGAAAGACGACGAGCUCACAGGACUUUUCAUUCCCCGAUGAGACAGUAUUGAAACGAGUACAAUUAGCCUUGAAAGACCUAAAGGAGGAUCUAUCCUCGCGCGAAGCCAUCUCCGAUUCCGAGCCUUCGCCGUUGGAAGCACUCGAUCCUGGAGGCACACGCUGGACAAACUAUACUACGAGGUUGAAGGACAUCUUAGAGUUCCGAGGCGAAAAGGCGACAGCACAGGAGGAGAGAUUGUUAUACGAGAUCGGAUCUGCUCAGAGUAACAAGUCGUCGACGCAAGACCUCCAGAGAGUCCUGCAUUAUGGUUUCAUCGACUUCGUUCUGCACAAGAACAUGGAGGACGGGAUCCUAAGUAAAUCAGCCAUAACGGACCUGCGGUACCCGACCGAGUGGUAUACAGCGGCGAGACAAAUUCAGAGAAAUGUGCAUCUCCAUAUUGGGCCUACGAAUUCGGGCAAGACGUACAAUGCUUUGAAAAGACUUGAGGAGAAAGGCGAUGGGUUUUACGCAGGCCCGUUGAGGUUGUUGGCGCACGAAGUCUACUCACGGUUCAAGGCAAAGGGUGCAAAGUGCGAUCUGGUCACUGGUGACGAUAUUCGACGUGAUGACGAUCCAAAUGUCAGUCUGUACGCUUCGACAGUGGAGAUGGUGGAUGUUUCGACGCCGGUUGAAGUCGCGGUCAUUGAUGAGAUUCAAAUGAUAGCUUCGGAGGACCGAGGCUGGGCAUGGACGAGGGCGUUUCUCGGUGCGAAUGCGAAGGAAGUCCAUCUCUGUGGAGAAGCAAGAGUACUCCCGCUCGUUCGCGAGCUCUGUGCUGCCACGGGCGAUACUCUCCAAGUGCACGAGUACAAGAGGCUCAAUCCGCUGAAGGUCAUGACCAAGAGUCUGGGAGGAGAUCUGAAGAAUCUGAGGAAGGGCGAUUGCAUCGUCACGUUCUCCGUGAUGAACAUCCACGCUUUGAAGAAACAGAUUGAGCUAGAUACUGGGCGACACUGCGCGAUUGUGUACGGCAGCUUGCCGCCUGAGACGAGGGCGGCGCAGGCGGCGUUGUUCAACGAUCCGGACAACGACUACGACUUUCUUGUGGCGAGCGAUGCUAUUGGUAUGGGCUUGAACUUGAGUGUGAAAAGAAUCAUCUUCCACCGGGUGCAUAAAUUCAACGGAGUCGGCCACGAGCAACUCUCCGUGCCUCAGAUCAAGCAAAUCGGUGGUCGAGCUGGACGAUACCGAAGCGCACACCACCAAAUGAACGAUGGAAAGUCGAAAACUUCGUCAGAAGUCAGCGUCGGCUUGGUCACCACCCUGAAUGAGGAGGAUCUGCCCAUCGUUCGCCAGGCCAUGAACGCAGAAGCUCCGCCGCUCAAAGUGGCUGGUCUCCUGCCCCCAGGCGACUUCAUGGAAGACCUUGCCGCGCGAUUACCCAAGGGCAUACCUUUCGAGUACAUCCUCCGACGGGUCGCCGAUUCGGCGGCGAUGCAUCGACGCUUCAAAAUGUGCAGCAUCCGCGACCAGAGCGACAUUGCGCGUAGCAUCGAGUCCGUUCGUGGCCUGAGCGUCACGGACCGGAUCAUCUUCGUCGCCGCGCCUUGUUCAAGGGGCUCGCAGCGCGUGAACGCCGUCGCGCAGGCCCUCGCGCGGUGCAUCGCCCAGAAACGCGAGAUCAGCAUCAUCGACGUGCCCGAGAUCAACCUGGAGGUCCUGGAAGUGCCGAUAUCCGGCGACCGGUCGUACCUCGAGAGUCUGGAGGAUCUGCAUAAGAGCCUCGUCCUGUUUUUGUGGCUGAGUUACAGGUUCAUUUCAAACCUGAAGGAUCGCGACGUGGCGUUCUAUGCGAAGGGUCUCGUCGAGGAUAAGAUCAAUACGUGUCUCGUGGAGUUCUCGGCGAAUCCGGAACUCAGGAAACGCGUGCUGGCGUAUAAAAAGCGCAUGAGUAUCCCGAGCCUGCCGACGGACGGGACGGCGUUGCCGGCGAGCAGUUCACAGUUGGAUAUGCCGGCCGAGGAUGAAACUGCGCUGCCGGUGGAUUGGAUGCGAGGGGAGUCUGGGGCCGAGUCUGGAGAAGAACAAGAGAGUCGGAGCGUUGCUGCCGCGGCGGCCUGAUGCAGUAUUUAAUUUCUUGACUGUGACUGGUGGUUUGAUAUGUACAGUAUGGCGCUGGGUGCUACAGGGGCACAUGGGCAAUUAAGCUAUUUCACCUCAUUGGACCCGAGACGAUUGUAUGGCGUCAAAGACAUGUACAUUAUGACCAAUGGGAGGAUUUACAUUGUCGACUUGAAAAGAAGGAUGAAGGUUGAAUUGAAUGUAAUGAUUCUUUCUG